Molecule: messenger RNA, 663 nt
Organism: Zea mays
Lineage: Eukaryota; Viridiplantae; Streptophyta; Magnoliopsida; Poales; Poaceae
Product: dehydrin 13
Exons: 2
Coding region: 103-405 (100 amino acids)
Molecular function (GO): metal ion binding
Source: RefSeq, marked validated
CGGCGCCGAAGAGCCAACCAAGACCACCGACGCGUAGCACAGUCCAUUAUUGCCGUCUCCCUUUUGCGUGAGCAAAGAAAGAGAGCGAGAAGAGCAGUCGCCAUGUCUGGCAUCAUCCACAAGAUCGAGGAGAAGCUCCACAUGGGGGGCGACCACAAGAAUAAGGAGGAGGAGCACCACAAGAAGGCCGAGGAGCACCACAAGAAGGAGGAGGGGGAGCACCACAAGAAGGACGGCGGGGAGCACAAGGAAGGCAUCGUGGAGAAGAUCAAGGACAAGAUCACCGGCGAGCACGGCGACAAGUCCGGCGACCACAAGGAAAAGAAGGACAAGAAAAAGAAGAAGCACGGCGAGGGCCACGACCACGACGGCGGCCACAGUAGCAGCAGCAGCGACAGCGACUGAGAUCUGGUGUCGCAGCACAGGUGCAACACAUGUAUGCUUGCUGGAUGGAGGAUUCAUACCAGCUGAUGCUGAUGUAGUGUUUCACUGGUGUCAUGCAUGUAUCGUGCUAUUAUAAUCAAAAAGAAAAAAGAAAUAACAGUCAGGGAUGGUUUGUUUGCCAUGUGAUCUUGUACACUCCUACUUAAAUUAUGGCUGCUGCACGGUGCUGCUAGCUUGUACUAAUAAAGUGUUGAUCUGCAUGCUUGCGUCUUAAUUUGC